Monoraphidium neglectum is the source of this 750-nucleotide messenger RNA. RefSeq lists its product as hypothetical. The record is from RefSeq and is a predicted model, not a curated record. The coding region runs from base 1 to 750 and encodes 249 amino acids. Gene Ontology annotation, molecular function: protein serine/threonine kinase activity; ATP binding. The transcript is spliced from 4 exons. Gene Ontology annotation, biological process: protein phosphorylation; intracellular signal transduction. NCBI's taxonomy places the organism in Eukaryota, Viridiplantae, Chlorophyta, Chlorophyceae, Sphaeropleales, Selenastraceae. Gene Ontology annotation, cellular component: cytoplasm.
AUGCAGGCGUCCGCAGCCAACGGGGCGGAGCCCCCAGACGAUUUAGAGGACGGUGAAGGGCCCAACGUGGUGGAAACGGACCCCACGAAGCGCUACAUCAGGCAGUACGAUGUGGUCCUCGGCCGAGGCGCGUUCAAGACCGUGUACAAAGCGUUUGACGAGGCCGAGGGCAUCGAGGUGGCAUGGAACCAGGUCAAAGUCAACGACAUGGCGCUCAGCACGGCCGAGCGCGAGCGGCUGUUUGCAGAGAUCCGCGUGCUCAAGCAGCUGAAGCACAAGAACAUUAUGAGCUUCUACGACAGCUGGCUCGACAUGAAGAACUUCACGGUCAACUUCAUAACGGAGCUCUUCACGUCGGGCACGCUGCGCCAGUACCGCAAAAAGCACAAGAGGAUUGACGAGCAGGUGCUCAAGCGCUGGGCCUGGCAGAUCCUGCAGGGCCUCGUCUACCUGCAUGCACACGACCCGCCCAUCAUCCACAGGCGAGCGCCCACGCCCCCGCCCCCGGCGCCCACCGCACGCCAGGGGCCGCCCGCCGCACCACGCGCCUCGCUGGACCUGAAGUGCGACAACAUAUUCGUCAACGGCACCAGCGGCGUGGUCAAGAUCGGCGACCUGGGGCUGGCGACGCUGUGGCGCGGGCUGACGACGCCGCAGAGCGUGCUGGGCACGCCGGAGUUCAUGGCGCCCGAGCUGUAUGAGGAGAAGUACAACGAGAAGGUGGGGGGGCAAGGGCUUGGGGGGAGGUAG